Molecule: messenger RNA, 2757 nt
Organism: Neospora caninum
Lineage: Eukaryota; Apicomplexa; Conoidasida; Eucoccidiorida; Sarcocystidae
Exons: 7
Coding region: 1-2757 (918 amino acids)
Biological process (GO): phosphate ion transmembrane transport
Cellular component (GO): membrane
Molecular function (GO): phosphate transmembrane transporter activity
Source: RefSeq, a predicted model, not a curated record
AUGGCAGCGGCGGCGCCGAACGCUGCCGCCUCGGCGCUGGAGUCCCUCGCCCAGGCGUCUCCGGCCUCGCUCGCGGGAACGCCUUCCGACUUCACGUGGAUCGUGGCUGUCGCAGGCAUCACCUGUUUCCUCACUGCCUUUGCGAUCGGCGCGAACGACGUGGCAAACACCUUCAGCAGCUCUGUCGGCUCGCGGGCCAUCCCCCUCUGGGCGGCGAUCGCCAUGUCUGCGGUCUUGGAGACAGUUGGCGCCACUCUCCUCGGCGGCGCCGUCACAGACAGCAUUCGCUCCAAAAUCAUCGAUUUUGAGGUUUUUCGAGAGACGCCUUCGAUCCUGAUGACGGGGAUGCUCUGCGCGUUGAUUGGCGCCGGGCUGUGGCUCUUCCUCGCGAACCACUUGGGCUUGCCUGUGUCGACGACGCACUCCAUCAUUGGAGCGCUCCUCGGCUUCGGCUUGGCGUCCGGCAAUGUCAGCGCAGUCAAGUGGAGUCAGGUGGCCUUCAUUGUCGGGUCGUGGAUUGCCGCGCCUCUCGCGGCGAGCGUCGUCGGCGCCUCCAUUUUCGUCUGCAUGCGCCGCCUGAUUCUUCGAAGCCGCCAGCCGCUCCGGCGCGCCAAGCGCUUCCUCUGGAUCUUCAUUUGGCUGAUCACGCUCACCUUCUCGGUCUUUCUCGUCUUCAAAAACUUCUUUGAAAUCGACACCAGUUGCGAGCAGAUGAUGCCGUCUGGCGAGGUGGAGCGCUUUUCUCCGUGCCGCAUUUCGCGGUGGGCAGACGCUCACGCUGGCCCCUCCGUCGGAAUUGCGCUCGGUCUCUCGGUCGUCCUGACCGCUGUGAUUUCCUGCCUAGUCUACCGCUUCGCGUUCUACCGGGUGCAAAGCUACCGCCGGCGCCAGCAAGAGAAGAAGGGGAGCUGCGACGACCGAGGCUCAGGGCCGGCGGGAGAGGAGCGCCCGUGGCUGGGUCGCGGAAGGUCUGCGGGGCUCCUCGCGACGCCGCGCUCCUUCGCUUCCAAACCCGACGAGGCGAAGAGCCAGGUCGAACGCGACGACAGGCAGCGGCCUUCAGAACUGGACCAAACUCAGCGGUCCAUGGACCCGCGCCACGCGCCGACCUCGCCGCACGACCUCCCGUUCGAGGAGUGUAUGGACACCCGAGCCGACAGCGUACACACGGCCGACGGCGCUCGCAGUGGGCUCGCUUCGAAUGGAACGGAACUGCACGAGAUUCGGCAUCCGCUUCGCGGUGACGCAAAGCGCGAGACAUGUGACGAGGCAGGUUCUCCACUUCCCGAGCGCAGUUUGCUGAAUUUUUCUCGGGCUCUGGCUCAGCAGGACGCCCACGCUUUUUUCCAGAAUUCGCCUGAGCACACCGCUCCCCCGCUUUUGUCAUCUUCGUCGCUUCUCCAGUUCUCUCCCGUCUCUGCUCCUCGCGCUAUCCAGUCCGUCCCGCGUUACCAGCGGGCGGCUUCGGACUCGCUCUCGCUUUCCCCGGCGUCUGCGUCGCCUUCCCCGUUUUUCCGAGCUUCGUCGCCGGAGUCGCCGCGCGCCUGCGCGUCUCCGGCGCACAUGUCUCCGUGUCUCCCUCGCGUCUUUUUCUCCACGGCCGCGCACGCGUUGCCGCAGCGGGAACUGCUCAGCGACACGGACGCAGACACGCCCGACGGGCCUUUGCACAGGCGGCGGCCGGGCGGCGACGGGCCCGCUGGCCCGGCGAAGGGCGCGGAGCGCGCGCCGCGUGACCCCAAAGGCGAGGGCGAGGCUGACAGUCUCUCGCAGUUCGUGAUCGUCGCAGCGCAGAGCCCAGAGACGGAGCAGGACGACGAGGGAGUCUCUGGGGGCAAGCGCGUCGAAGGCGACUCUCGCAUAACGCUGAAGGUUCCGCCGCACGAGGCGCGAGACGGUCACGAAGAGUCUUUCUUCGCGCCCACACUGACUCAUGACGACAACGGCCUGUUGUUCAUUCCAGGAGCGGAAAUUGGCGCGUCCGUCACGUCGGAACUCGGAGACGAAGAGGAGCCCCCCAAGACCUGGAAAGGAAAGCUGCGAGCGGCGUGGCGAAACAUGCCGUGGUUUAAAGAUAUCCACGCAGAGGGGAGCACCGAAGACGAGCUGGUUGCGCAGCUGCAGACUGGCGCCGAGGUGUUUGACACCGAAACGGAGUUGUUUUUCUCGGCGUGUCAAGUGGUCUCUGCAUGCAUGGGGUGCAUCGCCCACAGCGCGAAUGACACAGCGAACGCGAUCGGGCCCUUCGCUGCGAUUCUGACCGUGUACCAAACCGGCGUCGCAGACAGCGAAAUCGGUUCGCCGUGGUACAUUCUUCUCUUUGGUGGUCUGAGCAUGUCGCUGGGUCUCGCGCUCCUCGGCUACCGAGUCAUCAAAACGGUUGGAGUGAAGCUGGUCAAAAUCACCCCCGCGCGAGGCUUCUCCAUGGAGCUGGGAGCAGCAUGGACCGUCUUGAUAUUUAGCGCAGUCGGCGUCCCGCUGUCGACGACUCACUGCGCCGUCGGCAGCACGGUCGGCGUGGGCCUUAUGGAGCCCAGAAACCCCCGGUCGGCGGAGACAGGCGACGGGCCGGCGUGCGACGAGGCCGAGGGCUCGAAGCGAUCUGCGAGGUGUCCGUUUGUCAACACAGCCUCGGUCAACUGGAAGCUGUUUGGCGGAGUCUUCGUGUCCUGGAUCGUCACGAUCGCCUUCUCUGCCCUGGUGACCGCCGCGCUCUUCUCCUUCGCCGCCUAUUCACCGCGCAUGGUUUCCCAGUAG